Molecule: messenger RNA, 1837 nt
Organism: Manis pentadactyla (Chinese pangolin)
Lineage: Eukaryota; Metazoa; Chordata; Mammalia; Pholidota; Manidae
Product: ATP-dependent RNA helicase DDX19B
Exons: 12
Coding region: 155-1594 (479 amino acids)
Biological process (GO): poly(A)+ mRNA export from nucleus
Cellular component (GO): cytoplasmic stress granule; nucleus
Molecular function (GO): RNA binding; ATP binding; RNA helicase activity
Source: RefSeq, a predicted model, not a curated record
CGGCGGCGCGCCGCUUCCGGUCCCCAACGCCGGUGCGAAUGACGGCCCCCCUCGGUAGAACCGUAGCCGGUCUCGCCGCGACCCCCGGGAGCCCACGAUCGCGCGGCGCAGGCGGCGAGUCCAUCAGCACCGGCGUCCCAACCGCGCCGGGACCAUGGCCACAGACUCGUGGGCCCUGGCGGUGGACGAGCAGGAAGCGGCGGCCGAGUCGUUGAGCAACUUGCAUCUUAAGGAAGAGAAAAUCAGACCAGAUGCCAAUGGUGCUGUUGUCAAGAUCAGUGCUAAUGCAGAGAAGAUAGAUGAAGGAGAAAAAGAGGACAGAGCUGCCCAGUCCUUACUCAACAAGCUGAUCAGAAGCAACCUUGUGGAUAACACAAACCAAGUGGAAGUCCUGCAGCGGGACCCAAACUCCCCGCUCUACUCAGUGAAGUCCUUUGAGGAGCUUCGGCUGAAACCACAGCUUCUCCAGGGUGUCUAUGCCAUGGGCUUCAACCGUCCAUCCAAGAUACAAGAGAACGCGUUGCCUUUGAUGCUCGCUGAGCUCCCACAGAACCUAAUUGCCCAGUCUCAGUCAGGGACUGGUAAAACAGCUGCCUUUGUGUUGGCUAUGCUCAGCCAAGUAGAACCUGCAAACCGAUACCCCCAGUGUCUGUGCCUUUCCCCGACUUACGAGCUCGCCCUUCAAACGGGAAAAGUGAUAGAGCAGAUGGGCAAAUUUUACCCUGAACUGAAGCUAGCUUACGCUGUUCGAGGCAAUAAAUUGGAAAGAGGCCAGAAGAUCAGUGAGCACAUUGUCAUUGGCACCCCUGGGACCGUCCUAGACUGGUGCGCCAAGCUCAAGUUCAUCGACCCCAGGAAGAUCAAGGUGUUCGUCCUGGAUGAGGCUGACGUGAUGAUAGCUACUCAGGGCCACCAGGAUCAGAGCAUCCGCAUCCAGAGGAUGCUGCCCAGGAACUGCCAGAUGCUACUUUUCUCCGCCACCUUUGAAGACUCGGUAUGGAAUUUUGCCCAGAAAGUGGUCCCAGACCCAAACAUCAUCAAACUGAAGCGCGAGGAGGAGACCUUGGACACCAUCAAGCAGUAUUACGUCCUGUGCAAUAACAGGGAUGAGAAGUUCCAGGCCUUGUGUAACCUGUACGGGGCCAUCACCAUUGCUCAAGCCAUGAUCUUCUGCCAUACCCGCAAAACAGCCAGUUGGCUGGCAGCAGAGCUCUCAAAAGAAGGCCACCAGGUGGCUCUGCUGAGCGGAGAAAUGAUGGUGGAGCAGAGGGCUGCAGUGAUUGAGCGCUUCCGCGAGGGCAAAGAGAAAGUUCUGGUGACCACCAACGUGUGCGCCCGCGGUAUCGAUGUUGAACAGGUGUCUGUCGUCAUCAACUUUGACCUUCCCGUGGACAAGGACGGGAACCCAGACAACGAGACCUACCUGCAUCGGAUUGGGCGCACGGGCCGCUUUGGCAAGAGGGGGCUGGCAGUGAACAUGGUGGACAGCAAGCACAGCAUGAACAUCCUGAACAGAAUCCAGGAGCAUUUCAAUAAGAAAAUAGAAAGAUUGGACACGGAUGACUUGGACGAGAUUGAGAAAAUCGCCAACUGAGCAGCUCCGCCAGUCUCUGGUGUCCCUGCGCCCCUGCUGCCCUGGAGCCUUGUGCUCUCGCGACACAGGCCUCAACGGUCCCCACGAGGGUGGAGGCCCGAGUAGAGAGGAACUACCUACCUCGUUCUAAAUUACGUUUGGACUUGACAAAAAUUGUGCAAAUAAUGGGGGAUGGUAGAAAACAUUGUUUACACAACUUUUGAAGAUUAGGCGUGAAUACACAUAAAUUUUUCAUUUUCGAAA